AUGUGGAUAAAAAAUCGAUAUUAUUAUUAUGUUUUGAUAUUUUUCAAUCUAAUCCAUCUAAAUACAUGUGCACGACCAACAUUUGACACAUUAUUUCAAGUACCAGACGAUAAAAUUAUAGAUCCACUUACUGGUUUACCAUUAUCUACAACAGCACAGCAACGUAAAUUGGAUAUAACAAAGGAAAAGAUUUUGAAACAAGCCAAAGCUACACCGACUUCGUCAUCAAAAUAUAUGAAUAUUGAUCAAGUUAAAUCUGUUCAAUUGAAUGCAACAGCUAAGUUAAAUCAAACAUCAUGUAUUGCACUCAAUCUUAUUAAAACAUUACAAUCUGUAAAAUGCAUUAAUAAUACAAUUGAAAUGAUGUUUGACAGUAUGGCUAAUAGUGCUUAUGUAUAUCAACAAUGGAUUCAACAAAAAGUUACAUUUAUUAAUGGUGGUAAAGAAUGGGAUUGUAAAAAUUCAACAACAGGUGAACCGAUGAUAAUUAUGAUGAAACUUAUACCAAGUACAUUUAAAUUAAAAAAAAAUCUUAUAACUGUUAAUACAACAAAUGAUACAGGUAUUACACCAAUUGUCUGUUUUGAAAGUUUAACAAUGCAUUUAACAUCGGAACAAGAAUUACCCAGUCAACAAAACUCAGCUGAAACAAGUACGGAUAGAACAACUACGAUAGCUACGCCUACAAUGAAAGAAUCUAUUGGGAAAGCAUCAAGCAGCUUUCAGCCAACGUCACCAGCUAAAGACGAUACUUUCACUGCAGGUGAUAUGGUCAGAAUUUCAUGGCGACAAAACGGUUAUGACAGUUCUUAUAAUAAAAAUUUUAAAGUUAAAUUGAAACGUGAACGACCAUUAUGGCCAGAUGCAGAAAUUCAGACUGCAACAUCAUGUACGGAUAUAACAUCGGGUGUUUGUUUUGAUCGAAUACCAUCGAAUGAUGCUUUAAGUGCAAAUUUUUAUUAUGAAUUUAGUUGGUGUGGUUGGUGGCCAUUGUCAUGUACAGUAGAUGGUCCAUAUUUUCAAAUUCCUGCACAUAGAGUCGGCGGAUGGAAUUAUAAUAGUUAUAAUGAUCGAGCAGCAAGUCAAAAACAAAUUUUUUAUAUGGAUUGUUCAUCAACUCAAUCGAAUAUUAUUUCACGUUUAUGUAGUGAAAGUCGUCAAAUGUCAAUUGAUAUAACAUGUGCAAAUUGUUAUUUGAAAUAUGAUUAUAGUAUUUUUCGUUUGGAUCUAUUUGCAAGUGGAGGUCAACUUGGUAAAAUGAAUGUUACAUUAAAAUCAAUAACAACAAUAAAUUUAGAAUUAUUAUUAAUAUUUAAUUUUAUUUAUACUAAAUCAGGCGCAAUUUCAUUAGGAAAAUUUCCAAUCUAUGGUUAUGGAUUCACUGUAUUUGGCUAUUCAUUUGAUUUAGGAUUUACUCUUGAAAUUGAUUUACCAUAUAAAAUUCAAUUAGAUGCACUUGGUCAAGUAUCUGCUGGCUUGAAAUAUACAUUAGAUACAAGUAUUCGAUUGGUUUCCUAUGGUUCUAGACAAGAUCCUAGUGUUUCUUGGUCAUUACAGAAAUAUUAUUAUCCAAUAGAAGCAGCACUUAAAGCAAAACUUACAAUGGAUGUUGGUCUAAGACCAACAUUAAGAGUUGCAGCUGCAAUAUUUUCAAUUGGUGUAACAACAGAAGGUUUUCUAAGUUUUCAAAAUGAAUUUCAAUAUCCACCAUUUUCUGCUCUAAGCAACUAUAAUUACGAUUACGAUAUAACAAAUCCAUCUCUAUAUCAUUUUAGUUAUCCAUCAGAUACAUGUAUUUCACAACAUUUUAUACGAUAUCAUAUUCAAUUUGGUAUUCGAAAUACAUUAUUAAUAUUUGAUAUUACAUUAGGUCCCAUCAACAGUAUAAUUCAAUUUUUUGCAGAUACACAUUAUGAACAACCAUUGAUGUCCAAUUAUGUAUGGGAAUUAUUAAGCGGUUGUUUAUUUAAAUCAUCUAGAACGGAUAGUCCACAACCAAUUAAUCUUUAUUUAGAUAUACCACUUGAUACAUCUUCAUCUUUUUUAGACUAUUUUAAACCAUCGUUGACAUUCGAUUUAGCAAAUGUUCUAAAGACUGAUCCAACAAGAAUAUUAUUAAAUGGAGUUCAAUCUUAUUUUGAUCAAAAAUCAAGAAAAUCUGUUACAAAAGUUAUUGCAGCAUUAUUACCAUCAGUCAAAUCUCUUGUUUCAGAUCCAACUGUACAAUCAUUAACUCAAACAUUAAUAUCACAAGAGAUGAAUCCAUCAUCAACUUUAUACACUAAUACGAAAUGGUUAAAAUUAUUAAUGAAAGAUUUAACACUAGAAUCAAAUAAUACUGUUGUAUCAACAACAACAACAACACAAUCGACUACACAAAGUAAGUUGAAAGAUAAUCAUGAAACAUCAUUUUUAAUGAAUGUUGAAGUAUAG
Molecule: messenger RNA, 2433 nt
Organism: Rotaria sordida
Lineage: Eukaryota; Metazoa; Rotifera; Eurotatoria; Philodinida; Philodinidae
Source: the annotation of a GenBank genome assembly